This is a messenger RNA of Arachis stenosperma, 990 nucleotides long. RefSeq lists its product as uncharacterized. The record is from RefSeq and is a predicted model, not a curated record. The transcript has a single exon. NCBI's taxonomy places the organism in Eukaryota, Viridiplantae, Streptophyta, Magnoliopsida, Fabales, Fabaceae. Bases 1 to 990 code for a protein of 329 amino acids.
AUGGUCGAGAUGUUAAAGAAAAUUGAGGUAACUAUCCCUCUCUUUGAUACUAACCAUCAAGUACCUAAAUAUGCAAAGUUUCUUAAAGAUUUGUGUAUGAACAAAGAUAGAAUCCAUGAGUUAGAAACUAUUCCAUUGGGGAGUUCUAUUUCGGCUUUAAUGAAAGCAAUACCGGAAAAGUGUGGUGAUCCGGGCCCUUACUUAGUCACUUGUACCAUAGAUGGAGUUCAAUUCAUUGAUUUUAUGUGUGAUCUUGGUGCAUGCGUUAGUAUUAUGCCUCAUUCCGUUUAUCAUAUAUUGAAGCUCCCACCAUUGAAGCGGUCGGUAGCUAGGUUUGUCUUGGCGGAUAAGAGCAUAAUAACUGUGACGGGUAUUGUGGAAGAUGUGUUGGUAAACAUUAAGGGUUUGGUAUUUACGAUUGAUUUUCAUAUCCUUGAGAUGCCACCUAGUGAAUCUGAAAGGACAUCGUCUAUCUUACUUGGGAGGCCAUUUUUGAGGACCUCUAGGUUCAAAUUGGAUGUCUAUUCGAGAACUUAUUCUUUUGAGAUUGACGGAAGAGUUGUUAGCUUUAGUCUUGAUGAAGCCAUGAGGCACUCACCGGAGGAUCAUUCCGUAUUCUUGUGUGACAUGAUUGACAAUGUUGUAGCCGAAGUGUAUUGUGCUAAUCUAGAUGAAAAGAGUAUGCUUGAAGGAUCAAGUGUGGGGAGCCCCCACGAAUGUGAAGAGAACACCGCACUCCCUCUGGAUCCACCGGAAGUUCAAAUGCCAAGUCAAGAACAACAUGUAGAUUUGAAACCACUACCGCCCCACCUAAAAUAUGCCUACCUUGAUGAAGCCCACAAGCUCCCGGUAAUUAUUGCGAAGGAGCUCACUCCCCACCAAGAGGAGAAGUUGCUUCAUGUUUUGAGGAGGAAUGAAAGAGCUAUAGGGUGGAGCUUGGCGGACCUAGUGGGCAUAAGCCCCAAGUGUGUGAGCACCGAAUCUUCUUAG